AUGAAGAGUUUAACUAUUUUUUGUUUCUUGUCCGUCUUGGUGAGUUUGGUUACUGGAGAAGAACUGCAGGAUGACUAUAAACUUACAAUUUUUGGGCCAAGUCUGCAGAAUUUAACUAUGGUAUGUACCAAUAAUGAGCAGUGCAAUGCACAAUUUAAGGAUUCUCUAUGUUCGAGUGGAAAGUGUUAUUGCCGUAAAUCUGAAAAUUCGGAUACAGUUCCGUUCCUUUGUACAUUGGAUAAUGCUAUUAAUAUAACUACUAAGAACUUUGGCGUUAUUGGGCGUAAAUGCAAAGACGAUGCCGAUUGUGGUUUUGAGAAUAGUCAUUGCAACAAGACACAUCAAUGUUACUGCAAUUCGGGAUUUACCGAGGACACUGGAAAGCAUAAAUGUUUAAUAGUUGUUAAGAACAUAAAUGGAUCGUGUAAGGAUAACAUGCAGUGUCUCGCUUCAUUCCAUCAUUCAACCUGCAAAGAUAAUCAAUGUACUUGUGAAAAUGGAUUCUACUUCGAUCAAACGUUAAAUCAAUGUGCUCUGAGUUCAGAUGCUGAUUCAAUAUUCUCCAUGUCAGCCACAACAAUAAUUUUACUAGUUUCCUCUCUGUUAAUAUGUUUUCAAUAG
This is a messenger RNA of Cotesia congregata, 621 nucleotides long. Lineage: Eukaryota; Metazoa; Arthropoda; Insecta; Hymenoptera; Braconidae. The record is from the annotation of a GenBank genome assembly.